Messenger RNA from Trichoderma citrinoviride, 2100 nucleotides. RefSeq names its product WD40 repeat-like protein. Bases 1 to 2100 code for a protein of 699 amino acids. The transcript is spliced from 4 exons. Gene Ontology annotation, molecular function: protein binding. The record is from RefSeq and is a predicted model, not a curated record. NCBI's taxonomy places the organism in Eukaryota, Fungi, Ascomycota, Sordariomycetes, Hypocreales, Hypocreaceae.
AUGGACGAGGACGACCAGUCACGAGCCAGCUCACCCACCUCGGACCGUGACAAUGAGCCCGACGAAGUGAUGGAUGACGCCGAUGUCGAAGGUGACAGGGAGGAAGAUGGCGAGAGGGAGGACGAAGGUGAUGGCGACAACGGCGACGAGCAGGCGGCAGACGGAGGAGACGACAACGGCGACGAUGCUGAUGGCGAGAACACUACCGUCGUCGUGGCGGCCGACGAGGCCCAGGCGACCGACAACCUGGGCGCCGACGGCGACGACCGAGUCCGCGGCAAGCAGCCCGCGUCACCCAGCACGCACUCCGACACGCUGGAGCUUGACCAGCUCCCGUCCCUCUACAGGACGUGGCGGCCCAAGAUCCGGCCCGAGGUCUACACGGCGCGCCUGUACGACAUUGUCCCCACGAUGGCGGCGCCCAUGUCGACGAGCAUCAAUGCCAUGGCCAUUACGCCCGAUCUGCGGUACUGGAUCACCGGAGGCGCCGACGGCUACAUCCGCAAGUACGACGGUCCGGGCACCAUCAACGGCAAGCUGCCCCUGACCGUUGCUCAGAGACACCCGUUUGUCGACUCGGUCACAAAGGCCGGCAUCCUCAUGUCGUACUGGCCCAACGAGGAACCAGCUGCCCCGGGACGCAGCGACCAGGAGCAUGUGCUCUCCUCUGUCUACUCGCUGGCUGUCCAUUCAGAGGCUCUGUGGCUGCUGUCCGGCCUCGAGUCUGGCGCAAUCAACCUGCAGAGCGUUCGCCACGACGAGGGCAAGCGGAUAUGCUCUCUCCAGAAGCACACCAACGCUGUCAGCGUGCUCACUUUGGCCCCCAAUGAGAGAAGUGUGCUCAGCGGCUCCUGGGAUAAGAACAUUUUUGACUGGGACCUCGAUACGGGGCACAUCAAGCGGAGCUUUGACGGCAGCGGAGGUCAGAUUUCGUCCAUUGAGCUGCGACCAGCGAGCGGCGCCCCAGUCCCAGCAGAUGCCGACGAGCCUCUGCCUUCCAGCACGAUAUCUACCAACAACGGAGCACCCAUCGCUGGCGCGAGCUUCACAGGGAGUGCAAAUAUCAGAAGCCCCAAUGGACUCGACAAGUCCAUUACUGUCGCCACGAGGGACGAGACUGACGCUGCGGCUGCGGCUUCUCCGGCCCACGAGAGUCUGUUUGGCGGAAGCGAUGAUGCUGGAAGUCUCUUUGGUGAGACGGCAGGGGAGCAGCCGUUUGGCCACGAUGACGACGAAUUCGGCGGUGGUAUGAACAUGGCAGGAAGCAAUGAGGCGGGGAUGGACCACUCAGCAGACAAGGCAAUGGAGAAUAUGGGCCGCAUGGAGGCAGACAAGGAGCUCAAACAGUCAGAUCCUGCAGACGAUGCCAUGGACGUAGAUGUCUCGAUGUCCAUUUCAGGCCCGGCACCAGCUUCCGAAUCAACCCAAUCACUCCAACAGCAGGCCCAAUCCCUGGAGGGCGAAUCCACAGCUGAGGCGUCAUCUGAGCGCCUGGGCACCAAGAGGCCGCGGUCCCCAAUGAUUGUCAGUUCGCAGCCACCACCGACUCAAUUCGAUCCCACGCAGGUAUCGCAGACGACCUUCCUUUCAUCAGCCAUUGACGGCACGAUUCGCAUCUGGGACAGGCGUGUUCCCAGCGCCGUAGCCAGGAUUCCAAAUAGAGUAGGCGUGCCGCCUUGGUGCAUGAGCGCCUGUUGGAGCCCAGACGGCAACAAGAUCUAUGCGGGCAGACGUAACGGAACGGUCGAGGAGUUUGACAUUGCCAAAGCCAAGAGGGGAUGGCAGCCGGAGAGGGUGCUUCGGUUUCCGGCAGGCAGCGGAGCAGUGAGUGCCAUUAAGCCCAUGGUCAACGGGCGGCACUUGGUCUGUGCGUCACACGACAUUCUCAGGCUUUAUGAUUUGCGAGAAUCUCGCGCUUUCAAGCACUCGACCGUGCCGUUCCUCAUCAUACCGGGACCCCCCAGAGCAGGUGUCAUCUCGAGUCUGUACAUCGAUCCCACGAGCAGAUUCAUGCUAAGCGCAGCGGGCAAUCGCGGAUGGGAAGGAACAAACACCGAGGUGUUGAUCGGCUAUGAAAUUCACGUUGUUUCGGGCGCUUGA